GCCAAGGGCCUAGCGCUGAACUAAUUCCCGCUCCCGAUACCGGCAACUUUAUAUCAUACUCUGUAGUUUGAGCACUGAGCAAGGACCCCCGAUAGCAGCCCAUCAGCGCGCCUGUCUGUCAGGAUGAAUAUCUUUAGGUUCCUCGGGGAUAUUUCCCAUCUCUCUGCCAUUUUCAUCCUCCUGCUGAAGAUCUGGAAAUCCAGGUCCUGUGCUGGUAUAUCUGGGAAAAGUCAGCUGCUCUUUGCCAUUGUUUUCACGGCACGAUAUCUCGAUCUGUUCACAAACUAUAUCUCCUUCUACAAUACAUCCAUGAAGGUUGUGUAUGUUGCCAGUUCCUAUGCCACAGUAUGGAUGAUAUACAGCAAAUUCAAAGCUACUUACGACGGGAACCAUGAUACUUUCCGCGUGGAGUUCCUCAUUGUCCCAACGGCAAUUUUGGCAUUUCUUGUAAACCAUGAUUUCACUCCGCUAGAGAUCUUCUGGACCUUCUCUAUCUACCUUGAGUCAGUAGCCAUUCUGCCUCAACUCUUCAUGGUCAGCAAGACUGGGGAAGCAGAGACCAUUACAAGUCAUUAUCUCUUUGCUUUGGGAAUUUACCGCACAUUGUACCUCUUCAACUGGAUCUGGCGUUACCAGUUUGAGGGAUUCUUUGAUCUCAUUGCAAUUGUUGCCGGGCUGGUACAGACUGUUCUGUACUGUGACUUCUUUUACCUGUAUGUCACCAAAGUUCUAAAGGGGAAGAAGCUCAGUUUACCAGCAUAAAACACCAGACGGCCUUCUUCCGUAUUGCGAACUGUUUUGGACCCCACUGAAAGGAAACAAAGUAGGAAACGUGAAAGUUCCUUGAACCAGAAAUGAUACAUGGCGAAUAGGAGUUGCUUUUGCAUUUCAACUAUGCCCCUGAAAUGAUACUAAAAGAAAGACUUUCAGAGAAUAUAUACUACAGCUAAGCUGACUUCUGACCCUUUUUUACAAAGACUGGUCUCCAAGUUGGCUAUUUGUAGUUUGGGCCUUAGCAACAAAACAAAACAAAAAAUUUUCCAAAUCGGUAUUUCUUGCUAGAUUGUUUCUUAUUAUUCUUAUCUUGCAUCCCUGAUUGUUUCCAGGAGAUGUCUGAUACCAAGAACACAUUCAUAUUUCUGUAAUCAACCUAUUUUACAGAUAAAUCAGUUUUUUUAAAUAACAAUUAAAGAUCUCCUAGACAGUU
This is a messenger RNA of Xenopus laevis (African clawed frog), 1207 nucleotides long. It is a transcript of the gene kdelr1.S, whose product is annotated as KDEL endoplasmic reticulum protein retention receptor 1 S homeolog. Gene Ontology annotation, biological process: protein retention in ER lumen. NCBI's taxonomy places the organism in Eukaryota, Metazoa, Chordata, Amphibia, Anura, Pipidae. The record is from RefSeq and is marked provisional. Gene Ontology annotation, cellular component: Golgi membrane; endoplasmic reticulum membrane; endoplasmic reticulum-Golgi intermediate compartment membrane. Gene Ontology annotation, molecular function: ER lumen protein retrieval receptor activity.